Messenger RNA from Elaeis guineensis (African oil palm), 1257 nucleotides. RefSeq lists its product as uncharacterized. The record is from RefSeq and is a predicted model, not a curated record. Lineage: Eukaryota; Viridiplantae; Streptophyta; Magnoliopsida; Arecales; Arecaceae.
UUCAACAUUUCCUAACCUGUCUCAAAUUUGAUCCGGUUGCCUUCUCCUCUUCGCUCUGCAAGAGAAGACGCACAACAAAGGAAACAUGGAGAAAACUCUCAAGGCUUCUCUCCGAUCUCGACUCCUUUUUUCUACUCAUUUCUCGGUUCCAUGGCUUCUCCUGUCGAGGUCUACGCCAUCGCCUCGUCGUCAGGACUCGAGGUCGAUCGAAACCCUAGCCUACGAAGAGGUCCGUCCUUCCGAAGGGCCCUAUAAUUCCACGGCUUUCGUUCUCCACGGCCUCCUUGGAUCCGGCCGGAACUGGAAGUCUUUCUCCCGGAAUCUUGCCUUGGAGCUCCAGAAGCGUUCUUCUGUAUGGAGGAUGGUUCUUGUGGAUUUGAGGAAUCAUGGGAGAUCAGCUGGAAUAAAGGGCCUGGAUCCACCGCAUGACAUGGGAAAUGCAGCUAGAGAUUUGGCUAAUUUGGUGAAGUUUCGUGAGUGGGCAUGGCCUGAAGUCAUUGUAGGCCACUCAAUGGGUGGAAAGGUUGCCCUUGAAUUUGUGGCAAGUUGUGCUCGUGGGGACUAUGGUGAAUCUGCUGUCUUGCCUAAGCAGCUUUGGGUGUUGGAUUCUGUCCCUGGAGAAGUAAAGUCAGAUGCCAGUGAUGGUGAAGUGGAAAAGGUUUUGCAUACUCUAAAAAGUCUGCCUUCAUCUCUCCCAUCACGACAGUGGGUGGUGGACCACAUGCUCAGCCUUGGGUUUUCCAAGUCACUUUCAGAAUGGAUUGGCAGCAAUCUAAAGAAGGAAGGCGAACAUGCGACGUGGACUUUUAAUCUUCAAGCUGCUAUUGAUAUGUUCAAUUCCUACAGGGAAACAAGUUAUUGGUCUCUACUAGAGCACCCACCAAAGGGCUUGGAGAUUGCAAUUGUACAAGCUGAAAACAGUGAUAGAUGGCAAGGAGAUGUGCUUCAGAAGCUUGAGGGCCUAUGCAGAAAGGGAGAAACAGCUGGAGGAGGAAAGGUUUCACUUCAUGUUCUUCCAAAGUCUGGUCACUGGGUCCAUGUUGACAACCCUAAGGGAUUACUUGAGAUAAUGACACCUAAUUUCAUAUCAAGGGCUUGAAAUUCCAGUGCAAUGGACCAUCAUUUUUUAUGACUUUUUCCAUUUUCUUAUAUAUGAAAUAAUGAAAGUGAUUCCUGAGGCAUGCUCAGUAAAUUUAUACAAGUUUAUGUUUCUCGAGAUUUGGAACUGUGGCAUUUGACAAUUUAUAUAUUUUUUCA